UGAGGAUCAAGUAUUUUUGACCCGAUCUCAUGUGAACGACUUCAAAGUGUACACUCUAUGUCAGUCAGUGAACUUUCAAAGUACCUCCAGAUGGAACAUGUAUGGAUAUUCGCUUCCAGUGUCCUCCGCGACUGUUUAAUUUAGAAAUAUUUGAAUUGCUGUGUUUAGAAAAAUCUUCUAGCUUGGCUGUCACACCCAAAUAAUGAGGAACGGUUUAGAAUAAUCAAGUCGUUCGGGAGUCGCAAAAUUUGAAACUGUUGCAGCUGCUAGAAGAGCUAGUUCAGGGUAGCUGGGAAGCUGUGGUGAGGGCAAUAACAGCGGGUUUUUAAUUAGUCAGUGUACUUGGCCACAGUACUUACAAAAUCAGCAGGAUCCCAUCUAGAGAAGCAAGUGGACGGAAACUUACAGGAACUGGCAGAUUAGAGAUGGAAGGAGAUGAGUGCAGUUUUCCUCCAGAUUCAUCAGAUGAUCACUCACUAAGAGGAAGUGUGGCUUCUUCUGCAACACUAUCCCGUGCUCAAGAUGUGCUUAUAUACUUGUUUGGUGACAGUGCAGUACACUUAACUCUAGAAGGGCUCGGCACUGUCACCGUGCAAGAGCUGGGCCGCAACGUUCGUGAAGCUCUCCAUAUUCCUGAGUCUGUACAGGAUGUUUUUGCCUUCUGGCUUUGCUCUCCACUGCUCGAACUGCAGUUAAAGACAAGGCAUCAACCGUACAAGUUGUGUCGGCAGUGGCACGACUUGCUUUAUCGCUUCACCGAGGCUUCAGAGGAAGACAUUUCACAAGAUGAACCAUGUCUCCAGUACAGACGCAGUGUGUUUUAUCCGAAAUCUAAAGAGCUGCAGAUACAAGAGGAAGGAGUGUUGCGACUUCUUUAUGAGGAAGCCAGGAGCAACAUCCUCACCGGUCGAUACCCCUGCGACCCUGAGCAUUGGACUAGUCUUGGAGCUUUGUCUAUUGCUCUCGAUGAGGGAACUAGUCUGGACAGCAAACAGUUUACUACAACUAUAAGGGAGAAGAAGCUGUCUUCUUAUCUGCCUGCACAUGUCACCAUGGGGAGCGGAGGCUUGUUCUCUACUUUGCGAGGGAAGUCAAGCCGUCAGGUCGGGCUGGAGCAGAACCUUUUUAAGGAGUACAGUAAGAUCUGCACAUCUGCUGCAAGCUCUCCCGAGCCCACGCAGCUCCUACACCAGUACCUCAACACGUGUCACACGCUGCCUUAUUAUGGGUGUGCUUUCUUCUUUGGGGAGAUUGACAAACCAGCGCAGGGGAUCCUGCAAAGGGGAAAACGUAAAGCUGUCAACAUCGGGAUCUGCCUGGAAGGUGUUUAUGUGAUGGAUGUCAAAGAGAAGCACGUGCUGCUUGGCCUGCGCUUCAGUGAGCUCUCCUGGGACCACAGCUACCCGGAGGAGGAGGGGGAUUCACACAUCCUGUGGCUGGAGUUUGAUGGAGAUGAAGACGGCACUCCUGUCAACAAGUUGCUAAAGAUCUACUCAAAACAGGCGGAGCUCAUGAGCGGCUUCAUCGAGUUCUGCGUGGAGCUUAAGUCUGCGUCCGAGGGGGCAGCUGCAGCCGAGAUGGACGGCGAGGUGAGUUUGUCACAGCAGCCCGGCGGACAGGAAGAAAGGAGCAAGAAUGGGCGUGGCGGAAGGCGCGGGAUGCUGCACAGGCAAGGCAGCGUUGUGUGCAGCAGAGUCCAGUCGCUUAACACCAUCAGCUACGUCGAUGACGGAAAAGAAAUCAAACGCUUGAAGCCCAAGAGAGCCGCGUCUUUCUUCGCCCGACAGGCGUCUGCAGUGUCCUACUCUGCAGUGCAAACAGAGAGUCUGGAGCAGGGUUAAAGUCGCCCAUCAGAUCUGACCCGAUCCUCUCAGAGACCAAAUCUGAACAUUUUACACUGAGAUUUAAAACAAAAAAAAAAGGAGAGAUGUACUUUGAGCUUGAGACAUUUAUCUGCUAAUAUAUGAACAUGUAAAGGACCAAAUGACAGCAAUCCAAGUGUGAGUGACAAUAUUUAUCUUCUGAAGUUGUGUACAUUAAGCGAGUACAGUAAUGUGAAAAAAGAUCUAGCAGCUAUGCUUCCAAGGUUCAACUGAAGUGGGUGUUCCUUAAACAGCCUAUUGUAAAGAUCAUAUGAUGAAUAAGUGUGAGACAAGCCUUAUAAUAAUCCUCAAACAGUGACUCCAGUCAAUAACUGUUUUUGACCUUUCUGCAGCGCUCUGGAAGCGGAUUUACUGCUAUUAUUCAAACAUGUUGCACCUCAAAUGAGUAUAACCACUGCAUUACCUCUACUCAUCUUAUCGGGGAUUGAGCAUUAAGAAUAUUUAAAGCUUUCGUGACUCCACCUCAGACUUUAAGCGAUACCACAAACGGCAACAGUCAGCAUGACAAACAUUUUUCAGGGGACUAUCUAAGGGUGCAUUUCCGCUAUUCUGCUUUUUUCAAACUGCCAGUGCCUUGAUCUCUACAAAGGGUGAAGCCACUUCAGAAAAAGUAGAAACGUGUCGCGUCCGGCUAUCCUGACCAUAAACAAUCCUUAUGGGAGCACAUUGGCUGUGUUGUGGAGGACUUUUGUAAGUACAGGAGUUUUUGACAAAGUCAAUAUUAAGCGAUAUCUGCAGCUAGUUUGAAAGAGGUGGCACGACGACCUGCUUUAAAAAUGUGAGUUUUAAAACUUCUUGUUAAAGAAGCUGCAGUUCUGUGGUCACAGUAUCAAGUGUUUAAAUGGAUUUGCACUAAUAAAAGAAUUGAAUUAAAGCUAUAAAACUGUAGAACCUGUGUAGGAAAAAAUAUAUUCAUCUAAAGAUCAUCCAGCACUGCCGCACCAUGCUUGUAUUCAAAUGUUAAAUUUCAAAGCAUGGACGAUUAGUACAAGCGAUCUGUCGGCACAGUCUAACCUGACUGUUGGACCUGAUGAGCAAGAAAACUGAUGCAAUACUGUUCUUGUGCAACUUCUGACAUGACAGAAGAUAAAUUGAAAGUGUAGACAUUAAAGAAACUAACAGUGUUGUUUUUCUGCAAACACGGUCACUGUUGACAUCAUUGGGGAAAAAGGCCUCGUUUUCAGCUUUACGACGAUUCAUUUACCAAUGCAAAGAAUUUCAUUACUUGAUUAUUAGAUUUAUAUAGCAUUAAAACAAUUUCUGCUUCACUUUAUCUCCAAAAGCUAACCAAUCUGUUGACCCGGUUGUCACUAGAGAGCGACUGUGUGUUCUGAACACAAAACAAGGACCAAGUUGUGGCCACACUGUUGAAAAUCUUAAGUCUUUCCACCAAAGCAAGCCUGUCUGACAUGCUGCAACCAAGUGUGUGCUACCUUAACGCUGCAGAGACAGAUUUUAGCCUCCAGCACUUGGCAGAGUCCCCCGGGUGUCACUCUGAACCCCACACUAAUGCUAAGGGAGGCAGUUUCUGUCUCCACAUCUCUGUAAUAGCGCCUUCCACUUGAACACGUGCCCUCGUUGGAGAUGUGGCGGCACAUGCGGUCUAUUCUUCUCGAUUUUCCUCAGCAUGCAAACGGCAGAAUGUCCUUACUUUUCUAUGCUUCAACUUGUGUAUCAGCUGCUGUCUGUAUACUAACGCCAGCAGCUCAGUAUGUUGUUGCCAACAAACACUAUGCAUGUCACGUUGUAGAAUAGGCAUUCCGACAGUCUACACAUCAUGUGAUGCUGCACUUGUUAAUACUAAUACACUGUUUCUAAACAUUUUACAGCAGGAGAUUUGUUUUGUAUUGUUUGUUAGCUUUUAUGAGAGAACACUUUUACUUUCUUUUGGUUUGUUUUCAUGUACUUGCCAGUGUUUGUAUAUGUUAAUGAAGAAAUAGGUCUCAAACACUUUACAGAAGCUUAAAGUGCCUUUUUUGUUUCUACUGGGUUGGCGUCUAAAUUACUGUUUUGGUGCAUUGAAACCAGAAAAUGGACAGUUGUGGUAUUGCUAUGGUUUAAAAUGAUGUAUUUCCUUUAUGUUAUGUGAUGUGAGUAUAUUUGAGUAACUGGAUGGCGGAUGUUGAACAGUGUACUGUAAUUCCUCUCGGUUGUCAGCUCGGCCUUCAUUAAAAUUAUGAGAUGAUGGAAAGUGGCCCCGUUUUUCUGAACAUACCUGUCAUCAAAUAUUCCUUCCUCAGUCUGCUACCUGCUGCUUAAGUGUACUAAAGCCAUAUUUUAACCAAUAUGUUAUUCUGCAUAUGAUUUAAUAACAUAACGUCAUGCAAACUUCUCAUCAGUAUUUCUGUGGCAUUUUGUUUUACUUAAACACUUGCAGUUGUAGAAUAAUGUUAGAGUCGAGCCAACAAUUUCUUAACUGAGGUGCCAUCUUAGCUAGAUCCAUUUCAAAUUGUUUGGGGAAAUAAGUUCAUUGUUAAAUGUUUAUGUUUUAAUAUAUGGCAGGUAUGAUAAGAGUUGAUAUAUAUGUAGAAAGCUUGGUGAGUGCUCCUGUGGAAAUGAUUUAACAUGCACCUAAAACCUCUGAUUUUCUGCUUUCACAAAUGAUUUUCAAAUACCUGAACUAUAUCCCAGAUUAUUAUUCCUCUAUGAUUUUUAUGUUCAUGAUAAAAUAUAGACUUUUGUCACAUUUUAAAUCUUAUAAUAAAAGUGUUUUUUUCCUCUGA
This is a messenger RNA of Oreochromis niloticus (Nile tilapia), 4606 nucleotides long. RefSeq names its product FERM domain containing 8 (gene frmd8). Gene Ontology annotation, biological process: negative regulation of canonical Wnt signaling pathway. The transcript has 11 exons. The record is from RefSeq and is a predicted model, not a curated record. Gene Ontology annotation, cellular component: cytoskeleton; plasma membrane. Bases 426 to 1841 code for a protein of 471 amino acids. Lineage: Eukaryota; Metazoa; Chordata; Actinopteri; Cichliformes; Cichlidae.